Columba livia (rock pigeon) is the source of this 15305-nucleotide messenger RNA. RefSeq names its product ITPR interacting domain containing 1 (gene ITPRID1). The coding region runs from base 642 to 3641 and encodes 999 amino acids. NCBI's taxonomy places the organism in Eukaryota, Metazoa, Chordata, Aves, Columbiformes, Columbidae. The record is from RefSeq and is a predicted model, not a curated record. Gene Ontology annotation, molecular function: signaling receptor binding. The transcript is spliced from 13 exons.
UUUGUCUCACAUAGUGCCAUAUCCAUGGUAACCAAAUGAAGACAAGUUUGCAUUACUUCCUUAGUAAGUGUAAUCCUUCCCCUGGUACAUGUGCCAAAGAGGCAUGCAGAGUUAAAGGGACAGCGAUAUAUUUCUUGGAAAUGAAAGCAACUGAAACAACUUCUGGAUUUUGCUGCUUCUUUUUUUUGCUUUCCCCCCAACCCCACCUUGUUUCAGUUAUCGAUGCCCUGACUUCUCCACCUUCUCUUUCCCAUCCUGUCUUCUUCCUUUUUUCUAGAGUUCCCAUCGUUAAAAACUAGACUAGUCCUGAUUUCUGCUUUUCCUUUGCCUGGAGGCUAAACAAACAUUCACCCAUAUGAACUAGCAACUUAAACACUAGUUCUUGGCAAGCAGCCUUUCCUUGCCCUUCCUGGUAUCUUUGGGAAAAAAAAAAAAAAAAGGGGGGUGGAAAACCAAGCCAAGAACACCAGUUCUUGUCCUCCAGUUUUUCAGACGUUGGGUCUGUGGCAAAGAAGAGGCACAGAUGCACCAGUCUGCAAUUAUUUCAUUAAAUUAACAGCUGGAUCAAGCCAUACAGUCUGUCUACAAGUGAUGAUAAACCACAAGGCCAAGAGCAGGCAGUUUCGUUGUCAGUACUAGAAAUGGUGCAAAUGACUAUGCAAAACUACAGAAGGUUCCUGCAAGAGUUUUCAGAAAGUCCAGUUAUGUCAAGAUGCAGCAGUCUCAGUUCUUCCCAGUCACUCGUUGGUGCAUCUCAGAGCAUCACCGAAUGGCUGGUGCUCUGGGAAAAGGAUCCGGUGGAGAUUCUUCUUGAUUUGGGGUUUGGUACAGAAGAACCUGAUGUCUGCACUAAAAUCCCUUCUCGAUUCCUCAGUGGUGCUUCUGUAGCAAAAGGAAUCAACAUCCGAGUCUUUUUGGAAGCUCAGAAACAGCGUAUGGACAUUGAGAGACCAAAUCUAUAUGAACGUUUUCGACAGCUGGAACUAUUUGACCAUGUAACCAGUGCCCUCUCGUCUUUGCUGACCAACGUCAACACCCAACAGACCCAAGUAAAGGAUGGCAGCGGGGAUGAGAUCGACCUCUUGGACUCUGCAAGGAGCAGACCUGCGGUCACACAAGCAAAGCAGAGAAGAAUAGGCCAACUUCUAAAGAAGGCUUCUCAGCAAACAGCACUGCUGAAACAGGAUUCACUGGCACCUGGGGAAGCCAACUUGUCCAGCAAGAAAGCGCAAUAUCAUUCUUGUGCAGAUACUGCUGAGAGAGAAAUAGUCCAGGCGGGCUUUUCUGCUUGUGUUAUGCCAGAUUGUCUGACCCCAGUGCAAACCUACAGAGAUGAAGGUCCCUCAGCAUAUCCCACAUCCCAGCAUCCACUGACUCCACGGAGGAAAACCUGGGCUUCAUUGCACCUGGCUGCUAAACAGCCCCACCUUUCUCUGUCGUGUGAGGUGCCUGCCAAAGAGAAGCCAAGAAAGGAGCCACCUUUGCUUGUGGCCCACACAUUCACAAAAGUGGCUGACCUAAAUUGCAAGUCGCCAGACUCAUUUGAAAUGGAAGAGAUUCAGAGUUUUGAGGAUGAAACUCCAUGUGGAAAUGCGCCUGAUACCACUUCAGCAGAGGUGUUGGUGACAAGAACAAGCAGCUGCCAGUCAGACAGCAGUGGGUUCAUGGAGGAGCUGCCAGAACCUGUAGUUUUGCAAAAUGCAUCUCUCUCAAGGAAGAUUAAUUUUAUUUCUUAUAUCCAUAACCAAGAAACAGCUCUGUCAGACAGGACAGAGUUUGCAAUGUUAAGUCAAGAUUUUCAACAAAAGCUAGAUGAUCGUGUUGCUAAGGUCUUCGUCACAGCUUGUGAGAGCAUUUUGACAGUACCUGAGUCAACAAAAAGAGGCAGUGACCAGGGAGAAGAGACUCAUCUGCUGCUAACUGCAGAAAAUGGAGAGUAUGAGGCCUGUAAUGCUGAACCACAGAGUUUUGUACAAGAAAUCUUAUGUGACAUGGACAGGAAAGAGGAUAAAAUUGGAAGAAAGCAACUGGAAAAAGAGAAGUGCAUAAAAGAGCAUAGCUUUUGUUUUCAGAGUGAUACUCAGAAUAAAGGAGAUCCUAUCUCCUCAAAAUUUGAUCAUUUGUAUUUUAAAACGGGACACAAAACAAUGAAUGCAGCCUUCACUGAACUGAUUGAUUUUAACUCUGCAGACAUCAGUGAGAGCAAAAUCAGAGGUGAAGAUGAAUGUGAGAGGUGCCUGACCGAAAAGGAUGUUGGAGUUACAUGUCAUGAAAAUGCCCAUGGAGGUCACAAAGAGCAUGUUAAAGGACCACGGUUGGGUAUGGAAGUAGUCAACAAAGAUGGUACCCUGCUUGCGGUGAACAAGGUGACAAAUGAUCAGAAGUUCUGCAAAAUGGAUGGUGAUUCAAAAAAUACAAGAUGCUCCUCCAAAACAGAGCUCCUAGAAACUCCACAGCAGGGCUCAGCAGCGCAAAGCAGGAGCAGUGCCAGUUCAUGCUGUUCUCCACAAGUAUCUUGGAGACAUCUCACCUGCCUAGCAGAAGGGCCUCGAUUAAGUUUAUCUGUAGAUCAAAAGACUGGUAGUAUAGGGAAGAUGUUAGGUGCUAACGAAUCAGAACAGGGAGACACCAUCCAAAACAAUGAAAUGGCUUCUGCUCCUCUGAAAUCUGUUACUGUUCAGAUGUUUUCAGGGCUGGAGUUUACUUCAAGGGUGAAACGCACAGGGCAAAAUGCUCCUUUCAGUGACACCCUUGCUAGGGAAGAUUCUGUGGACUCCUCUGACGAUGAUUCUCUCAGAAAGUCAGACCCAGGGGCUUCAAAGGAUGGCGUGAAGCGGACCACUGAAGCUUCCAGCCAAACUGACAUCUGUACCAGGAAACCCAGGUGGCCACCACUGUGUCACCCACCCCAUGCUCACCUGACAAAAUCAGCCUCUCUUGACACUGUGCUUUCUGGCAAAUACAGGCCAUACUACUGGAGUGAAGCCUCUGACAUCCAGGCUGCGCAGGGCAGUCACUGCUGUCACUGCUGCUGCUGCUGCCAUGGCUGCUGCCCGUGGACCUUCUCUGUGCCUGUCUCUCCCCAGCACCCUGUGGGCUGCUGCUCAAACCGUGCCCCCACCGAGCUGCAGGUCUUGAAAACACUGAUGCUCCUACAGGAUGCUGCAACAUGUGAUCUUGUUCCGUGUAACAUUCAUGAAAUAGAAGUGAUGAAGAGCUCCUGCCAGCACUUCCAGGAGAAGCUGGACGAGAUUGAACAGCACCUGACCGAACAGCAGGUGCUGUUUGCCAGCAUGAUGCCAGAUGAAGAAAGAGAGGAAGGUAGACACCUGCAACUCUUACGGCGAGCCGUUCGUCAGGAGGUUGCAGAGCUGGAAUUUCGGCUGAAUGAUCAAGCCUGCCAGGUCAGGGAGGGCAUCCUCAUGCAGCUGGACCAAUUACUGGCAGAACAAUCCCAUCUGUUUUCCGAGCUCGGACUCUCUGAUUGGAGUGGAGAAAGAAAAGCCCAGAAUGAACAAGCAUUUCCAGAUGCUGCUGACAUUGUGCAUCCCCAAAGUGGGUGCUCAGAAAUGGUGCUCCAAAGAGCUCCUAGCAAAAACACCACAGCAACAGAAGAAAUCUUUACAAAAUUCUUCAGAUAAUGAUGAUUGAGAAGAAGGAAACGACUGAUGGAGGACAGACUGAUGGAUUUGUGGCCUUUUUCCUGAAAUACACGGUAUAUUACAGAAACAAAUGAACACAACAUUGCAUUAUAGAUAAGUUGUAAUCACAGCAGUUUCAUUUGCAAUGAGAUAACUUGCCAGAAACCCAGUCCUUUUUAAAGGAUAUUUUAAAGAGAGGUGCUAUGUAUUUUGCUGUUCUGUGAUCACAAAAUUUACUACACUACUAUUAGCAGUCACAUGGGAUAGGGCUGUUCUUUGCAAAGUCCUUUAAAAGGAAGAGGAGACGGCUUAUUUUUGAGAAGAAACUUAAGAACUUGUAGAUAGCCCAGGAAAUACCACUAGAAGAUAUUCUCAUAGCCAGUUAUUUUGAUACAGUCCUUUAACCAAUACUAAUCCUCAUGCCCAAACUACCUUGUAGAGUCCUACCCACUUUCUAGCUUUAACUUGCUACUAAGUUGCCUCUGACUAAUUUUGUGAGGCUUUUAUCUACUGUCAGUAUCAAAUCAGAAGCUCACUGAUAGUGUAUAUGUUAAACACCUGCUCGGUCAAAAUAUUACUAUGGAUAGUCUCCUGGCUGUCUUCUUCCUUUUCGUAUUUGCAUCACAUAAAACAAAUUAAAACCAAAAUGAGAUUAGAAACACAGGAUUUUCUACAUUAUAAACCUUGAAUUAGAAUCUUGGUUCAGUUUGCUGGGGAGUGUGCAGAGCCUGGAUUCAUGCAGAGAACGUCAUGAGAAAAGACCUCUCAGGUUUGGAUCACAGUAAAGAAAUUCAACUAGUUCAUUUUCAAAGCAGUGCAGUUUGUACUGCUGCUUUCAAUUUAGCACUUCCCAGACUGUGGGAUGUCCUACUGGCUUGUUUGUUUAAUGCUCUGGAGGGACCUUAGGUGUCAUUUAGGUUUUGGUGUUGCAAAUCACAGCUCUGCAAAGGUGCAAACAGAAGUAGCAUUUGCACAUGUUUAAGGAGAAAAUGGAGUCAAACAUGCUGAGCAGCCUCGAGGCUCCCUGCACCUCCACAUUUCCACAGAUGUUCAGGGUAAUAAAAUGAUUGGGGGAGAGAGGUACAUAACAUAGGAACUGACAAGAUCCUCCACAGCCUGCUGGGCCAUGAAUUUUACUGGUUGAAAUUUGCCCCUUUCUUGAGACCCCGCAUGGGAUUUGUAAACCACUUCCACACUAUCAAGAGUUUAAGAGUUUAUACAUCGAGAUUUGUGAUUGUAACGGUAUCUCCAGGCAGCAUGCAAGCAGGACCAAAGCAUCCUUCACCUCAGUUUUAGUGGAACAAGCAAUAAAUUUGGCUUAGUAUUUUCUCUCUCCACUGGCUUAUGAACCACAUUUGCAGAUGUUGUACCUCAGUUUGUGGAGGAAGGCAAAUAGAAAGCAUGGUGAAGGAUGUACAAUGAUACCAGCAUUGAAAGUCUCCUGGGAGAGAGGAUGGCUGAGAAACUUCCUUACCUCAGCUGCACCAGGGCUGUGAUUCCUUCCAUGAAGCAAGAUGUCUUUUGCAAGUGUCACUGCAGUAUGAUGCUUAAAAGCUCUGUGGUUACAUGAUGCUGCAACCAUUCUCUGCCAGUCUUAUAUCCAUGUGCACAGAAGAUGCUAUUGGCAGGUGACAGCUAUUCUUGAUUACAAAGAUCAUGUGGGACCUCUGUUGCCAUUUGCAUUCUAGCACUUGUAUUCUCAACCAGGACUGAACCUGACUCUUACUAACAAAACCUGUUUAAUAGCCUCUAGAUGACUGGUAUGUGCAAUCCUAUUCCUCAUUUCAAUGUAAUUAUAGAAUAAUGUUGUGCAAGCUAUGGACAAACUAGGGUUCCUCCAUAUGCAACAUUUAGACACCCACAAAUACUGUUAACUUGAACUUAUUUGCAUUUAUAGCUAGAUAACAUUUCAAGCCCUCAAUGUUUUUUUAACAGUUAAGCUGUAACAUUGUAGCAAUAAAAAAACAUACCAAACAAUGGGAAAUUUAAAAAAAAAUCUUCUGACUUAUCUUAGAGCACAACAAGUGAUAUUUCACUUCAUAACUCCUCCAAACAUGUUGCAGGGAUGGCUGGGCUAAGAAUCGUAAUGCUGCUCUUGGGAGAGAAAGGAACACACACCCUAAUUUUGUGAUCAGGAAGGUCUGGGGAUAGCAUGGUAAGCACAGGAGCCAGCUGUGCACCCACUUAACCUCACAGUAUUACCAACCUUUUAAACUCCCAUUUAUUUCCCUUUAGGGCAGUCAUAAGCAAAUAAGGUGGGAAUCUUAAUUAUAAGUCCACAGAAUUAAUGAAAUAAUAACAUAUCUGAAUGAGCAUCAUAAUUACUCUAUCUAGCUAGAACCAUACAAAUUAGCUUGCAGGCUUACAAGGCAGCAGGUCAUAUCUGUGAGUGGGAGUGGGCUACAAUACUUAUGAAAAGCAUUAGCGCUGGGCAGUUUGCAAGUUUUUAAUCUGAAGAAAACUGACCCUGUGACACUGCAGGACUUCUGACAAAGACAAAAAAACAAAAACAAAACAAACAACAAAAAAACACCCCACAAACCCACCGGAAGUAAGUAUUUGAGCAAGAGGCUGUUUCCCUCCUGAUUCCACCUCUCCAAAACUGAAAUAAGUAGAACAAUUGGCUCUGGCUCUGUUUCACAGGACUAUUGAGGCCCCACAAAGGUCCAUUCAAUGUAGAAGACACGUGCUAAGGAAAAGGGUAAGAUGUUGCGGCAGAAUGCAACCCCCCUCCCUCCUUCAGUAUGGCACAUCUCCCUCUUUCUCUGUUACUUGAGGCUAACAGCUUCUUUUGUUUGGCCCAGAGCACCCUGGCUCCUGGGACAUUAGAAGAAGGGAGUGCCAAGGCACACUGAGCCGCGCACAGUGUGGGGGAUGUUUGGAGGCUUCAGGGGCACCCACAGACAGUGUAGGGGUGCAGAGAAGCUUCUAGAGUGCCUACAGUCAGAUCUGAUCAGUCAGAUAAAAACGGGACUCUUGUCGAGACCCAGCCCAUUUUGUGUGGGGGUCUCUCGGAGUACAAGCUUAGCCACUGCCGCCAGGAGAGCCCCCCGUCCCUGGGAUGGAGACUCCGCUUGCCUCGCCGCCACGGGUGUAAGUAAAACUUCUCGCAGGAUUGCGAGUAUAUUUAUACUUUUCGUGCACAUAUACACGUAUAACUUUCCGCGCUCCAUAUGAGCGCGUGUAAAAUUAAUCCUCGCAGAAUCACGGGUGUAUUUUCUUUCCGUGCACAUUUGCACAAGUACUUUAUUUCCUCGCACAAUCGCGAGUGGCCGCCGAGAGCCCCUCGCAGAAUCGCGAGUGCACACUUUCUGUACUCACUACGAGUACGUGUUUCUCUUUAAAAAUAAUCCCGCACCGUGUUCAGGCAAGUGUGUACUCCUCCGGGACUCAGGGACGGCUCCGGCAUUGUCUUGGUGAAGCCACGUGCAUGCACUCUGUGGACCUCCUGUUGUAUUAGUGGCUGCCCCUCUCAAUAAUUUUCCUCAACUGAUAUCCGAACCUGUAUUUAAGUCACUUUUGGAGUGCUAAAACCCUGUUUUUCACCGGUUCAAUAAAAGUUGUUUUUGGACCUUGUUGUCCCUUAAAUUGACCUGUGGGGUGCCUCCGUGACAGAUGUAUAAUGUGUAGGUAUGCUACAGCAGUGGUUCUCCAUGCUAUCCAGUGCUCUUUCAGCAUCUCUUCCCUGCAGAAACCUAAAACUGUCAUCUGAAACCCUUGUAACUCUCUGUUAUGGACUCAGCACUGCCUUUGCCCUGGUCACAGUUUCUGGAAGAGAAGUGCAACAUAAAGCCUCACCAAAGUAGGAGCGAUGAAAGAACAGGGGAAGCAAGGGCAAGCCAAUUAAACAAUGUUUCCCUAACAAAGACAGAAGAUUCAGAAACUAAUGAUUGCUUUUGCCCACCCUAGUUCAGUAGCAAUUUGUUUCACUUGGAUUUUACUUAUUUUUGUCAUUGUCUUUUGCCUUCAUUUGUUUUCCCUGAUGCCCCAUAAAUCUUUAAACCCUGAAGCUAAAAGAGGCUGCAUUGUGCACCGGCUUGAAUAUUGAUUUUGCUAGAGAGUAUAAAAUCUAUAGAGAUAAUAAGGAAAUCCAUCUAAGGUACCCUGCCAAGGGCUCCCAUUAGUUGCUUUACCAGGCAUCAAUUCAAUAAACCCUCGAGAGCAGCGCAUGAAUAAACAUCAGAGUCUCUCUAGCAUGUUAAUGCAUCAGUUGUCUAAUUGUCAAUGUUGCCAACAGAUUCCAAGAAAAGUAGCAUCAUGGGAGUUCAGCCCCUUCCAACCUCAAAUCCAAAGAAGAUUUGACACUGUCUUAGAAGAAGGCAGGGCUCAGGAGCGGGGUUGUGACGGCCAAAUAAUAUGGGUACGGCUGCUUUUGGGGUGGUGCCGACCUCCCGCUGGAAGCGCAGCCCAUCUCUGUGCAACCUGGGUGUGCUGCCUCCUUAUUGCAUCCUGGUGCAUGGUGAUGGGGUGCCCCAGGUCAGGCUCAGGGCUUUCCCUGUGCAGAGCUGGAAUUUGUGUUUGAAAAAAAGAGACCCUCAAUUUUUGGCCUCAAGCCAUAGGAAUAAACUUGUUCUGAGCUGCUACAUAUGAAUUACUUUGUCCUCUAGGGCUGUCGGUGAGCCUGGGUGGCAAGAACGUGGGGUCUUAUUGCAGGCUCUACCAUGUGUUUUCCCUGUGACCAGGGCCUUUUUCUUUACCCCAUGGGGACUCUUAUUCCUGGCACAGCUUCUUUCUGUCUUAUCUAAUGAGGUUUUGAAUUCCUCACAGAGAAGUUAUUCUCUCCUAAUGUGUUCAUACAGUUCCUAGCACAAUAGGGGCCUAAUAUCAGUUGGGACCUCUACUUGCUGCUGCAAUAAUAAUUUUAUGAGCAGCCUUUCAUUAAGAUCCAUUGCUACUUAAGAAACAGCUGCUGUGUCACUUUAUAAGACUGUUGACUGCUUUAACUCCCUCUGCUCCAGAAACAAGGAUUUGAUCUUCCCUGUAAAAAUGAACAUGGGUAAAAUAGGCUGAAGCAUGAACAAAAAGGCAAGCUUGCUAUCAAAUGGGAAAAUUCAGAAUCAGAACACCUGAGACUUCCAGAAACUAAAAUUAUAUGAAACAACACUGUCCUCACCUUGCUGGAGAGGUGCAUUAGAAUUCAUCCAUCUUCACUUAAUUAUUUUCUGUUGUCUUUCAAUGGGCACCUCACUCACUCAGCACAGAUCAGAGCUAGUAAGCGGGACACAGGUGUGUCCCAUUGAUGCUUUUCAAUCUUAAUAUGGGAAGCAUUUAUUAUGAUGACAAACAACACAGAACACCCACCUAUUCCUGAUUUUUUUUUUCUUUCCCUCAAUUAAAAUACAAAAGAAGCCCGUUAGGACAUGAAGAGCUUAUAGUUAAUGAUAGUCACAGAAGUAGUGAGGGGGCAAGAAAUACAAAAGACCAAAAGUCAGGAGAUAAGACUGUUUUUUUUCCCCUACCUGUUAUCCCAAGAGAGUGUGAGGGCUCCCUGGGGCCCCACCUGAAGAUGCUGGCACAUGGAUCUCUUGCAUGUCAUCUGCAAGCUCUGGCCAUUUCACCUGAAAAAGGCUUCUGCAAAUGCAGACAAGUAAAAUAUCCCUGCUCUUCUGUGCUCUCUGCUUAGCCAGCUGCCUCCAGGAAGGGCUGCAGUAAGUAUUUAUUAGAGGGACUUCAGGUAAAGCAAGCAUCUGCCAAGGGUCCUGAAAAGGAGUAAGACAAAGGUCCUGGAUGGUAAAGAAAAUUGUGGUGGCUACAUUGACAUUUUUAUAUUCCACUCCAUUUCAAUUUCACUGUUCAAAUGUUUAGGAAAUUGCUUUAGAUCAGCUCCCAGUCUGUGAAGACACAGUAAGAUGCACCUUUCACACAAGUGUAGCUACAACAACAGACAAGUCAAGUUGUUGUAGACCUACUGUGAAGCAACAUGUGGGGGGGACAGAAGUCUGUAGUUAAGUAUUCUCUUGCUGGUGAAUUAGCUUUUUAAAGGUUGCCUGGACUUUCCAGAGGCUUUUCUAAGCUACUGACAGAGAGAAAUUAUGGUAAGUAGGAAACAGUUACAGUCAGUUAGGAAAAAAGAUAAAAAACCUAAUUACUUGAAAACUAGGGUCUAUUGUAUCAGUGAUACUUCUGUAAUGUCCUGCAUAAAGACUUCAUUGCCCUUAAUUUUUUUAUCUACAAGGAAUAGCAAUAAUGAGAAAGUGUUACUGUCGUUACAUCAGGAGAGCUGUUCCAGAUCUAGGGUUGCUCUAAUCAGAGCAGAGCACAUUGGAAGCAGGGUAGGCUGGACUCCUCACAUCCUUGUCCCAUUUAACAAAUAGGGAAGUGGAAGCAAGGGCACCCAAGUCAUUCCCAAACCAGGCCAGAGAAAUGUGAGAGGUGCAUUUCUCAGGCUUGGGUUUCUUGCUGAGAUACUCCACGGAGGAAUGGGAGUCUGUGUGGCUAGGGAUGAAGGGGAGCUGGAGUGAGACAUCCAGGGAAAUUUGGAGCAGCUGGUGCCCAAGAAAUCUCAUUCUGGGAGCCGAUGCAAUAGUUUUGUGGUAUCAGCAGGUUGUAUCUGGCUGUUUCCUGGCAAGCCCAUGCUCAGAGAUGGGCACUGGGAAGCAAUUUCUGCCAAUGCAAACAGAAGCUGGGCUGACUGCCACCCAGGCAGGGAGUGAACAAAAGGGCUUGUCAGCAGCAUUGGGGGAAUGUUGUAGCUGUAGAUGGGAUAGCGGAAUCUGAAAACAAGGGGCAGACACAGAAAGAAAUGGAGGAAGAGCAACAUAUAAUAAAAAUGAGAGACCUGGAAUGAGCGACCUGAAACUAGACAAAGGAGGGAUGAAGCAGAAGUUCAUCUAUGUGUAGCUUCGUCUGCUUAAAAGUAGCCCAAAGGCAUUAGUUCAUUACACAGAGUUCCUUCAAUGAAAUAAGUAAGCUGACUUAGCCCUCACUCAGAAACCUGGGGAAAUAAAUUCACUUGUUGCUCUUUGUAUGGAGACUUAGGAGCACUUCAGGAUCACAGACAAGCCAAGAGACUAAGGACCACAGUCAGAUUAACAGAAAGCAUAGAAGAACAGUCAGCUUGAGGCUAUCCAACUACUUGAUAUAGAACCCAGUGAUUAAGAACAUAAGAAAUAGGCUACAGGGCCAGACUGCCUGUGACAGGACUAUAUCUUUGACAGAGAAACUAGGAAAUGUUUUUCGGGGAGGGCCCGAUUACUUCUUUCCAGACUGCUCUCCUCACAUGUCCCCAGCAGCCACAUAUGUUGGGUAUGGGAUAUCAGAGAGUAUGUUUCUGCCUGUCCCUGUUAGCAUCUGUUAAUGUUACAGAAUCACAGGAAGACAGGUUGAGAAAUACCUCUUGAAGUCAUCUAAUCCAACAUGCUCAUCAGAGGGACUAUCCUUCCUUCUUCUCCAUUAACGUCUAAUCCUUUUUGUGCCCUCCUACCGUAACCUUCCGCUAUUACAAUACCUAUGGAAAGAAAGUUCAGAAAUUCACUGUUAUCCUUGCUGUGUGAACUAUCAUGUGUUGUCUGUUUUAAACUGUUCUCCUGCUUUUGAUAAAUUGUUUCCAGUUCUAGAACUGCAGGAUUUGAUGCAAAAGAGGUCUGUAUUUGCCUUCUCCACCACUUGCCUGAUUUUAUAACACUAAGGAUCCUGGUAUCUCCAAAGCAAAGAGUCCCAGCACUUUUAGUCUUUUCUCUCCAGGCAGUUUCUCCAUCCCUUUAAUCUUUUCCACCCAAAUCUACAUGAAUGCCACCAAAGCUUUCUGGGUUUUCAACUUUGUAAAUCAGCCCAGACCCCUGGAAUUUUUAACAAUAUUGGAAAGAAAUGUACAAAGUCAGCUUUAUUGUAACUACUCAUUUCUGCUGCCAUUCUCCAAUUGCCUGAGAACCUCUUUGAUGAGAAAUAUUCUAGAAGAGUCAAGAGUCCUUAUGAAUUUUGAGCAGAAUCAUCAUAGCUUGCAAAGAAAUGCUCUGCCUCCAAUUCUUUUCUCUCUUCUGAGUCUUUUUUUAAAGUUCAACCUUCGCAAAAUCCAAAUUUUACUCAACUAUAAACAUCUCUCUGUCAUCACUGGGAGUGUCAUCGGCAAGGUAUGGUCUCUCCUCCUUAAACAAAUCAUAAAAAAAAAAAAAAUCUGUGGAAGAAGGAGCAGACAUGGGUUUGACAAAAGACAUGGGACUAGAAGGAAGACAGGAGGAAGAGAGAGAGGUACAAUGAGAAAGAGAGAGGACUGAGGAGAAAAGCAGAAAUAGGAGCAUAGAGUCAAAUACAUGGGUGGCUGCAAAUAGGACAUCAACAGAGCAUCUGGUCAGAAUAGUUUGCAGAUCCUGGGUAGGACUGGCAGAUGGACACUCUCCCUAGGUGCUAUGUGACUGUGCAGACACUUCUGUUACUGUUUUCCCCUUGAAUUAUAGUUUUACUUUUUUGUUUUUAAUAUCAUAUCCUCUCAGAUUUAUUAUUUUUUUUGUGCUCAGUAUUGCAGCCAACCUGUCAGAUAAUGCUUCAGGGUCCACAAAGAGAGUCUUAGAGUCUCAGUGGGGUUAUUUAAGCAAGAGGAUGUGUUGGUCUUCUGCUAGGCAGCUAGCAGUGUGAGAUUGCAGCAAAUUCAGUACAAGAGGGAUGGUGUUAACACAGUUAAGCAUGAAUUUAGACAUGUCACUGUUAAUCCCUAGAUUAAGAAAAGGGAAGGAAAUGUGUCAAAAUAAUAAAGUACCUAUUAAAAAGGCUGUAGAGACAGACACUGAUCCAUAGUUAGCACCAAUAGAUGACAGAACGUUGUCAGCGAAGCGUGAGCUGUCAUCUGGCAAUGUUCUGUUCUGCAGAAACCAGAUGAGUUAGGGACUUAUGUCAGACUCGCUGGGGAUUUCCAGACACUGAAAGAAAGAAAUAAUGAAAGCAAAUAUGGAACAAAAAUAAAAGUGUUUCUUUUUUAAAUCCUCACCAUAAUUUGGGAUCUUUAGGACUUUCUCCUUUUGUUCCCUCCUCUGGGUUCACAGGGAGAAGCAAUGAUCAAGCAGGGUGAAAUUGCUGUCCCAGUCACUGAAGCUCUUUAGGGGAAUAAAAUUACUCUCUUUAGAUAAUACAAGGAAAGAGGUUCUCAGAGGAAGGCAGGUAGGAACCUCAAAAGUUUAAGACAGCUGGAGAGACUCAGAGGCCAAGUGAAACACAGGGCUUCUCAGGCACUAAUCCCAUGCUGCUAGAUUUAGUUUGUUAGCUAGCAGCACAUAUGUGAAACUCUGGCUCACGUUGCUGCUUAAUUUUUGUUAGUGGUUAUGCUUUCCAGAGUGGAAAGGAGAGUUUAUAACCUGGUUUUUAAAGAUGCCCUAGGAUGAGCCCACCAUCCCCUCUGGGAGGGUUGUGGGAGAGCUGUGUUAAAGCCCAGGGCAGCAGGAGGCAGAUGGUGGUUGGGGCCAGUGCCUGAGCUCUGCCCAACUUCUGGAUGGCAUCCGUGGUACCAGGAAGAGCUCAGAAAUCACUAAAUUAAAAAAAAAAAAAAAAAAAAAAAAGGUGUGUGUGGUAUUUUUUAAAAAAUUGCCUUAUGGUUUUGAGCCUCGUUCAAGAUUUUCCAUAGCAGCAGGAGGUCUAGGAACUUAGCUGGAUGUGUGGCACCACACAUCAUACAGCAUUAUACAUGCUUGGGCAUAAGGUCCAUGGUAAAAUGAAAGAGGAACCUACCCACCUCUCUUUGGUAUGGCUGAAGAAAUGACUGCUUGCUGUCCUCUGAAGCUGUCUUUUCCCAGCAUUCAUUAACACUUUUCAAUCACCUUUCACUCCUCAAAUAAAAGGGUUUUUUUCUGAUCUCUUACUAAAUGUUCUAGGAAUUUUCUUCUCCUUUCUGUGCAUCUAUGUUCAAAUCUGCUUGUACUGUUCAAAAUAAGGUUAUGUGUCUAUUGGUGUUUUAAGGUAUAAACUUGAUUUCUGAUUAUUUUUAUAGCUUGGGUUCUUAAUUAUAUUCCUCCAAGAGAAACAUUUCAAGGAUAAAGAUUAAUUACUUUUAAUGUUGCUUCAUAUUUGUUAUGCUGCAUAUAAUGCUUGUUUUAAGUAAGUGGGAACAGGUGUGUAACAAUUGAUUAGAUUAAAUUAAACAAGCAAGUAGGGAAUGAAAUGCACAUGGCUAUUUUAAAGGAGAGAUAUUGUAAACACUAAUUAAGCAGCUGGAAAUCAAUAACCACACAAAACUAUUCCCUCUUCUCAGUUUUAUGAGAUGGAGGAAACCCUGAUGUUUUCCAUUAUGACAUUGUUAUUUAUACCUUGCUGUGGUAUAAAUAAGAGAUGCCCAUAACCAGUUCAGUCAUGAUAUGGAUACAGCCAGCUAAAUUUUUUACCUAGGCCCUUCUGAAAUGUUGUAGAGGGCUAUGAAGGCUCAUGUAGCACCACUUUGACACUGCUUCUUAAUUCCCUGAAGGGAGAGUGACUUUUCUAAAAUGAACAAUUUUCAGAACUAAUUAGCCAAAAAUAAUCCUCCAUUCCCCUUCUGGCUAAAAUUAAGUCCUUUUAUAUAAGAAAAUGGAUCUUCAGCACCUUUCCAGUGCUGCAUCAUUGUGUAAGACUACUGUAAAUUUUGUGUGUACACGAAUAAAAUAAAGUAAGAAGAGAAAUGGAUUUGCAAAAUUCUCCAAAGGCCUCAGUAUUCAUUUCUGCUCUUAGUCUCCAUUAGCAUUGACCUUCUUAGUCAAUAGAUGUGCUUCCUGCAGAAGCACAGACAGGCUCUUGAGUUUUGCAACUAAAAUAUGUUUGGCUUUCUACUACUACUGCUAGCAGAAGUCAACACAGCGAAGCUAGAGCAAGCAGCUCCUUUCCUGUCUGUCUUGUGCAAUCCUGUGCAUGGCUGCUUACAAAGGUCCUAGCCACAUGCUGGCCCACGAGCAGCAAUAAAAAUCCAAGGGUAAUGUUGGAUGCACAGCAGACCCUCUGCCUCAUGGGGCUGAUUUCCCAAAUCACAGAAUGGUUAGGGUUGCAAGGGAGCUCUGGAUAUCACCUAGUCCAACCCACUCUUCUCUCACCAUACUGGUCAAGGAAGGGGUUUCCUUGUACCCUGUGGAGCAGAGCCUUUGCUGGCUGGGGAGAGGGAACAGGUCCUUCUACUCAGAAACUGGUGGCCAGCCCUGCCUGCUUAGCAUUUACAUUCACAAAGCCUGGCUCUGAUUUCUGUGGUAGAUCAUUAAAAAAAAAAAUUAAAAAAAAAUGUGUGUGAGAAGAGGAAAGAGUUGCAGUCUUCUCAUUUUGCCUGUACAAGCUCUGGGGAAGAUGUAUGAAACUGGUUCCAUCUCUAGCCCAUGCACAUCAUGCUCAGGUGAUCCUCAACCAAGACUGGGUGUAUUUUAGGGACAGGAGCAAGACAUGUCACAGGGUCUGGAUGGAUGCAAGCUUCUGGAUGGAUGAAGCUGUUCCACUUGAUGUAGAUAAUUAGAAAUGCACUGGAACUGUGCCCAUCCUUCCCUUACCACAUCUUCCUACCACCAUCAUCUCGUCCCCUUGCUGCUCUGACAGGGAGGUUGUAAAAAUCCCACUCCUGAGGAGGAGGACUUGGAGGGGCACCAGAGGGACCAGGGAGAAAAAGAGUCUCUUCUGUCUCCUGGCUUUACAGUUAUGGACCUGCAGCUUUUAUUUUGGAUUGUAAGCACAUGCAGAGGUUUAAGUGAAAGACCGGAUUUCCUAUCGCUGGAGCACCUUCAGCAGGAACCU